Molecule: messenger RNA, 3504 nt
Organism: Condylostylus longicornis
Lineage: Eukaryota; Metazoa; Arthropoda; Insecta; Diptera; Dolichopodidae
Exons: 3
Coding region: 38-2461 (807 amino acids)
Source: RefSeq, a predicted model, not a curated record
GAAUGUUUUAUGAUUUGCUUUUGAUUUUGUUAUAAAAAUGUUUUACGUAAUACAAGUUUUAUAUUUAUUUUUGUUAAUAGACACAAGAGUGUUUUGUAUAAAAAUCAAUUCAACAUUAAUUGUGACACCGAAAACUAUUAAAGGAAAUUCUAAAAAUUUGAAGAAUUACCAAAUUUACAGAGAAACUAAAAUUGAGGAUAAUAUUUCUGUUCUAUUCAAAUCCAAUAAAGAUGAAAUUGAUGAAAAUAACGUUGAAAAAAGCCAUCAAGAUAGCAUAAAUGUUUAUCAUAACAAAUUUUUUUAUCGUAAUCGUAGAGAUACUAAAUUUGAUUGGCAAAAGGAUGAUGAAAAUUUAGAUAAUAAUCACAAUGUUAAAAAUAGAACCAAUGAAAUUAAAAAUUUUAAUAAUUUUAAGAAAGAAAAAAAUUAUUUAAAUGAAAGAUCUAAUAUGACCGAAAAGGGAAAUUUGGGCAUUAUUCCUAAUGACAGCGAUAGCAGGAAGCAGAAUAUUGAAUGGGUAUCUAAAAACAGAGGUGCUUCUAAUAAAAACCCUGAAGUUCAUGAAGAAAAAGAAUCUGAUGAUUUAUCAUCUGAGCAAAUUUUCUCACCUGCUUUAAUUACGUUAAGCGCUGGCGAAUACUUCUAUGACUUGGAAAAAUUUAAUAGUAGGAAAAUGGUAUUCACCACUACAACAGAAAAUAAUAAUAUGACGAGAAAAUUGUCACCAAUUGAGAAAGAAUUAAUGGAGUUCCUGAAACAACAUUCACAACAACAUCUAGAAAUGGCAAAACCAUUACUAAGUGAUGUUAAAUCAAUUUUAUGGAAUGGGGGUUAUGAUUUCCAUCAAAAAUCAGAACACUCAAAAGAUUCAAUUCCUGAAAAGAAGGAGAAGGGUGACAAUUUUUUAAAAAGUACCAUGAACACGAGUAGAUCCUUUGAUGACAAUGAAAGCACUACACAACUUAAUACUGAACAUUAUGAACAUCACACAACAGGAACUUACAAAAUUGGAGAAAAUAGCGAAAUAUUCGCUAGUACAGAAUUUUCAAAACUGGAUACCACAACAAAUAUUCCAAUAAUUGGAACCGAAAAAAUUGAAAACAACGAUGAGAAAGUAAAAUCAAAUAGCAGUGUGGAAGAGCUGAAUAUUCCUUUUUCCAAUCCAACAGAAAAAAUAUCACUUGUAUCAAUUCAUAUUAAUACUAAACCUUUGAAUACCACAGAAAGGGAAAAGUUGCAAACAAGUGAUACCACAAUCAACAAAACAAUUGAAAUGGACACAAAAUAUUUGAAUUCCGAAAGCAACAAAACGAAGUUCGAACCUAAUGCAAAUAAUAUGACCCAAACUAAGUCGACUAUUGAGAAUCUGAACGCUGCAUUUAAGCAUAUCAACAAUAUUACCGAAAAUUCCACGCCAAAUGGUGAUUUAUCAAUUCCUAAACUAAAAAAUGGUAGGGUCACCAGCACUAAAAUUCAAAAUUUUAAAGAUACUAACAAAUUUCAAAUUAGUAAAAUUUUGUCAAUUGAUCAUAACAAAGGUCAAAAUAUAAUGACUAUUGAUGAAAACUAUAAAAAUCAACAUAAUCUUGUAAAUUCAUCAAAUCUCACAGUAGCUCAACGACAUCAUUUAAUUCGUAGAUCACCUGCUGAGAAUUUGACUAGACUACAUCAAUCUCGUAAUCUUAAUACUCGGGUGGAAGUUGAUGUUGGAAAAAUAUUUGUUCAUGUGAACACAGGUAUUCGUGAUAAAAAUCACACACUAUGGAAUUUAUUUAAUAUAGUAAAGAAUGCAACGCAAGGGAAUGGUAGCAACGGCAAUGGUAAUGGUGGAGGUGGUAAUAAUGGAAAUUGUUAUGAUGGAACCAGUAAUAACGGAGGCAAUAAUGGAGGAAGCAGUAGUAACAGUAAUGGUAACGGUGAAAACGGUAAUAACGAGAAUGUCGAUCAAAGCAGCAGGAAUAAAGGUAACCAAAACAGAAAUCGUAACAACAAAAUUGGAAUCAAAGGAAAUAUAAUUUAUAGAAACGAAAAUAAUAGGUACAAAAUAAAAAAACAAGUAGACUGUGAUCCGCCCAACAUACGUAAUUCAGGGUGCCAAGUAAGAACCAAUAAUUAUUCUUGGAGCUAUGAGAAAUUGAACCAUUUUACCAACCAAAAUCAGAAAAAAAUGACUACUGGCAAUAAGAGCAACACUCAAAAUCAACACAAAAUUGACGAAAUUAAUAGAUUUAGCACUUUCUCAAAAAAUACUAACCGUCGUCGGAAUAAAGGUUUUCUGAAGGUGCUUCAAAAGAAAAACCAAAAAGCACAUAAUAGCCCAAAAAGAAAUAACGAGAAAAACACGCGUCAGCCAACUAGGAAAAAAGUGAAAUCAAGAACUCAAUCGACUAAUGGAAGACACACACAGCUUAUGCAAAGCAGGAAAUCCUAUUUAAGUUUUUUUCAUCCGUUUUCCUCUUAGUUGAAGGAAACCUUCACUAUUUAUGCCGUAAAGAACAUUAUACACGUAUUUUGCAUUUUAAAAUUGCAUUUACAUAUUUGCAUGAAUCUAUGUUACAAAGAAUUGAUGUCGUAUGUAACUUGGAACUUCCAAACUAUAGAACAGAAAAAAUAGUCAUUAAUCAAUGUAAAUAAUUAACGAAUUACUCCUGAGUUCUUAUUCAAAUAUUGUUAUACAAGCACUAUAAAUCUACAAUGCUACAUUUUACCAAUGACACUUGUUAUUGAUAUGUGUACUUGCUAUACACCUAUAUUUUUUUUGCCGUUAGAAUUUUAAAGAAAGGAACUAAGCAGAAUUCACAUAUUCUUUUAUUAUCACAGUUAUUGGAGCGACUCCUAACUUCAGAAUUGAUUCACUUUCAAACAAUUUUCUCACCUAUGUCUAAACAUAAUUUCAUGUUCACAUAUACAUAUAUAUUAAAUAUAAUAACAAAAAUUUCAACUACAACCAAGUUGUUAAAAUUUAAAAAAAAAUCACGUAACUUUCCGUAAUUUAUUUUCAAUUACAUUGAAAUUGAAAUCAACAAUCAAUAAAUUCUUUCGCAGAAAGAUUUAAAUCUCACCCUGAAAUUUUCAUCUCAUCUUAAAAAUGUCUGCGUUUUAAUCACAGAUCGGAAUUUAAAUUUGACUCCAAUAAUAACCUAUUUGGAUUUUCUUUGGUCUUUUUUUAAGCGUUUUCAUUUCAUUUCGUUUUGGAAUUUGAUGAAUGGCUGUAAAAAUAAAUUUUUUUAUUCUUCAUCAUCACCCUAGUUAAUUUCAUAAUAAAAUCAUCUUUGCAAUUUAAAUUGAUUGAAGGAAUGGAAAACAAUUUUAUAGUGAAAGUACAAAACAAAAAGUGUUCAUACGAAAAGUAAUAUAAUUUAAGUGAAAAUUAUUGUAGGUUAAGACCUACAAAUAAUCUACAAGUAUAUUAUAGGUCGUCAAGUUUUUAAAAUAAUCAUAUAGUACUAUUAAAAAAUUUAUAAUAUUAAAAAAGAAAGUUUUAUGUAAUAUAAAAUAUUCAUA